UCAAGCAGCCUUCUCAUUCUCCCCCACACGGUGUUGGCCAAUUGUCAUUGGUGUACGUAUGUCAAAAGCAAGAAGUUGGCCGGAGCAGGAAUUUCUUUUCUUGUACGGGCAAUUUUCCAUGAAAACCAUGGAAAUCGCGAUUGUUGGAUGGAAAACUGUUUCCAUCAAGUGUGCGGAACCAUCGAAGUAUUAAAGAACGUGUAUGAGCAUUGCUGGGUCGGAAAGUAGCGGAGGGAGUAGAGUAGUGUUUGACCGCUUUAUACUACAGUCUGUGUGCGUGUGUGUGUGGUUUUGUGAGUAACCAUGGAAUCGGAAACAGACGACAACUGCUAUGAGCGGAAGGACAUCCCGGUGGAUAGCUUUGGAGGUGAUUUCUACCACAGCAGAGACGUAACAACGCGCCAGCUCAACCGACAUCACCUGGUGAGCUGUGCGUCCGAUCUGUCUCCGGCCAAUGCACGUCCCAUCUCACUGCCGGCAAAGUUAAGCAACAAUCCCGAUGGAGGAACGUGCAAUGGUCGUGAUCAGCUCGAUAGUGGAACGAAUUUGGUCGACAGCUCAUCGCUGAUCAGACGGUACGCUGAGGUGACCAAGUUUAAGCAGGACGUAUCAUCCGGCAGCGGAAACAGCGCAAACAGGCUUUCUAAAGGACCGGAUUCUUCCCUAGCAAUGGCAAAACGGCGGUUCAGCGCAUUGCACUCCAGCGUGCAGCAAAAUGAGGUGGAAACAAUGGACGACGAUAUGAUGCCUCUGCUUUCGAACAAUCGAGAACUCUCGCAGGAAGAACUGUAUGAAUCACACACAUCACUUGUCUCCAGCUCGGAAGGAGGCAUUAUGGCCGAGGGUGAAGAAACGUCCAGUGACGAAUCGCAGGAAUCGAACAGUUCGGCCAAUCCUACCGCGAUCGUGAUGAGUCUGCUGGAGCGUUUGCUUCGUUCGCAUCCGGUAUGGUUUUUACCCGGCAUUCAACGUUCCGGUGCAAUCCAUCUGCUGCAGGGAAAGGAAGAAGGGACGUUCAUUGUUCGUGGUUCUAGUCAGUCAAAAACGAUGGCCGUUUCGGUGCGUUUGCCGGUGAACGCAGGGCCUUACAUCGAACACUAUCUGAUACAGUCCAACAACGGGCAGUUGAGUUUGGAAAGCUCUCGCUUCAAGUUUGACUCCAUACCAGCGCUUAUCGCUCACUACACGCAAUGCUGCGACGAGCUACCCGUCCAGCUAUGUCUUCCGGUAGCGUUACGCGAAGCGAAAAAUCGCCAGCAACUAUCGUCUUUGGCGCUGCUGGGCCAAGAGUUCUGGCGCUAUCCGAUGGCUAGCUCGCCGAAACCAAAACCAACCACCGUACCGGCGACACCGUCCGCCACCUCUAGUCACAUGAACACCCCGUCCGAAGCAACGCACUCGAGCGGCAUCGGCAUAUCCGUACUUAAUCAUACACCGGUCAGUCACGGCACACCUAUCACCGGCGGUACCUCACUGGGUGGAGGUGGAAUGCUAAACACGUUCGGCGAGACACCGACCGAUACGUUCUCGACGCUGAGCAGUUUCACCGUCAGCAAUGGGCAAACGCUGCUGAGUCCCGAAUCGAUCGACAGUGCCAUCAUGAUGUCACCGAUGACCGACCAGAACCAGACGGGGAUCAUUGGGAAAACGAGCACGUUUAAGGCACGCAAGCAGCAAAUCAUCUCACCCACCACGCAACAUGAGGUGGAAAAGCAAAUUGAACUGUUCAACGCAAACAUACUGGGGCACGGUAGCCACGGGGGUCAUUCAAACGGUGAUGUUACUGGCGGCGAAAUGACAAGCUCGACCUCAUCAUCCAUGGAAAGCAGACAGGGCGAUGUGCAAAACGUGAGCAGCACGCUGGAACGGAAACCACGAGCACCGAGACCAACGCCACCGAAUACGCUGAACAUUAAACCGAUUAGAAGUCCACCAGCACCACCGGCAAGACGUAUAAAGCUGCAGAUUGCAGAGAAUAGCCCGACGGUAGAGCGAACCACAUUCAUGCAACAAAAAGACACGGACUUCACACCGACAACAGGAUUUCCUACCAGAGACACAGCAUUCCAGCGCAGAGAAACACCGGUGUUGACCACCGGCACUUCCAACAAUUCGGGUUCACAUGUAACCAAUACUGUGUGGUAUUGUGAUACCGACACUGUAGGAGAUGGACAGGAGAAGCAACCAUCUGUGAGUCAGACAAACGAUCACAAACCAGAAGUGGACAAUCAUUGCUUCAGCGUUCCGGCGAGUACUCGCGUUAGUCGCCGUAACAAGCGGAAAGAAUCGAAACACUAUCAGGAAUCGGAUAUUUUGGAAUCACCAUCCGUUUACUGCAGAAGUACGCUCGUGGAUAAGAUCAGCGAUUAUGAGGACAUAUGGACGCAGGACGCGGCUAGCAAAGGCGAUCGAAGGUCGCUUCUAGGUCAGCGGCAUGGCAUGUUUGGCCAGGAAGAUUUAACUCUAAAAGGUCUUGUUUCUCCAUCGAUCGAUUCCAUGAGUUACAGACAGGGCAAAUUAACCUCCUAUCGUGGCCCAGCCGGCCAUGGUGGGGCGCACACGUACUCAGUCGACAAUCUUGCCGUUGGUAUGAGUGGUCUUGAUUCGGCUAGUGAUCGUGCCAGCACACCGACCGACAAACCAGCCCGUCCACCGGUGGCAUUGAAAACGUUUUCACCAAUACCGAAGGAGGACAAUCGUUUCGGUCGGACGGCGUUAGCUGAUGUCCGACAGCGAUCGUGCAUGAACAUUUCGCACACCACACCCGCCGGGACACCGGUGACGCUAGAAGACGCGAUUGGUGGUGGUGUUGGGUUCGGUGGACAGGACCAAAAACAGGCCAGCCCGUUCUAUGCGGAUCCGGCGGAUAUUUUAAGCAACAUCGUCCGUCGCAGUCCUUUAAAUCGUUUGGCUUCAUCGAACAGCAGCCAGCGUCAUUCGGAACCACCAAAGCAGCUGUUCGGAAAUGAUGAUGUGCUACCUUACACGGUGCAUCCGUGGGGCAAUGGAAAUGGAUGCAAUGUGAAUAACAACUUUGCCGCAUCUCUGGACGAGCUGGCAUUGGAGAAAAACGACUCCAUGGUGUCGGGUGUUAGAAUGCAUGAACUGAGCAUUACGGGUGGUGCUGCGGUUCACAUUAUGAGUGAUUACGACUCCGAUAUCCGAUGGAAAACUCCCACCACCUCGAUGAAGACGAUCGAACCGCCUACAAAGCCACACCAGAAAAGCACCGAUAGUCUCAUCGGAAGACCGAUCACGAUACAUCAGAUUAUAGCAAAGAAGUUGCCGGCACUGAAUUUGUCGGAACGAUUGCUGGAUGGUAUGCUGGCGAACGAUAGCGGCAUCGGAGGCAAUGGCGAGUCAGGUUUCGGAACGUUAGGUAACAGAGGACAGCGGAAGUCGGCCUACGAUAAUGUGGAAAAGCAAGCAAAUGCUUAUGCAUCAUCAGCCAUCAAUAGCGCUCAUUCGGACGAUGGUACUGUUUUUUCUGAACCGUGGGACAGCUCUCAGUGGGAUUCUUUUCUUCCCAACGAACAAUCUUCUCUGGAGGUUACGAACAUGGGUAAUAGCUACGACAGCAGUAGCUCGGUUGCCAAAGAAAACCGCUACGGAAAAGACAUACAGCAACAGUUACCACAGUCGCAGCAAAAAGUAGCUACUAUACUGCGUUCUCGCAGUUGCCGCGAUCGAGAAAUUUUAUGUCAUCCACGCAACAGGUCCUCUCAUAACGGUCCCGGCGAAUCAAUUGCCACGUACGCCUUCUACCUUGCGAGUAAGCCGGACUCAACGUUUUCCCGCAACAUAAGCAACUUUAUCGCCUGUACGAAGGAAUCGAAGGCGGCCCCUCAUCCGCAGGUUGUGAUGCGCAACAUGCGCCAAUUCAUGUCCGGCAUGAAGAACUAUCUGGUGAAGCACGGCGAGGGCGACUUUGCCGCAGAGGUGCAGAAAGCACGGGCACAGUUGAAAGCGGACGAGUUCCUCAACCUCGACUCAAUCCUGGAGGAGGUGAUGCACAAGCUGGUGAUACUGCCGUUGCGUGAGCAUCUCUACGGUUUGUUCGUGGAUUACUACAGCCAAUCGGGCGAUAUACAGCUGAUUGUGGAAAAGGUACGCUCGACAGCGGGUCGCGGUCCACUGGCUUUCGGUAUCAAGGGUAAUGUGAUACCGCCGAGCCCAACAGCGAUGCGACAAAUUGCAACAUUGUUCGUGCGUCUGCAAGAGGUGGAACUGCCCUUAGCUAAACUGGAUUUGCUUCUUGCCGCGGUGUCGACCAUUUUUGAAGCGACCACCUGCUGCAACGGGCAACAGCUAAGUGCGGACGAUUUCCUGCCCGUGCUGGUAAUGGUGGUGGCACAUUGUGGAUUUAUCGGUGCGGAAAUUGAGGCAGAGUAUAUGUGGGGAUUACUACAACCAUCGCUGCUGAGCGGGGAAGCUGGCUAUUACUUAACGGCCCUCUGCAGUGCGGUGCAUGUGCUUAAGAACUUUAGCCUCAGCGAACAGGAAGGCACAUCGACUCUGGAUUGGGAAUCAUCAACGAUGCCAAACUGUUCGUCGGUGCUACGCGUGAUCAUACCGGACGAAUAUAAUGGUUCGAUUCAAACGCGCACACUUCCAAUACGACCGCAUACGACGACGAAGGAAGUGUGCCGAAUAAUUGCCCAUAAGGCAAGAAUAACAAAUGCCCAAGACUAUGGUCUAUUCAAGCUGAUCGACGGUGAAGAAACUCUUCUACAUGACACCGAAUGUCCGCAAGACGUCCGGAUGACGGCGAAAGGGAAACAUUUUAUGAUAGCAUACAAAAGGAUCGACGCAAAAAUAGCGUGGCCCACCGUGAUGCCAAAUAACGCUGCUAGCAACAACACUAUGACCACUAGCACUACUAAUACUACGAAUGCUACUGCUAAUAAUGCUAUCAUUGCUACCACUACCACUACUACUACUGCGAGUGAUAAUCAACUAAAAGUAUAAGCAAACAAUGAAUUAAGCUUCCAUCGUUAAACAUUAAGUCUGAUAUACUCUUUUGCAUAAGAUCGUAUUUUGCCGUAGUAACAUGUUUAUCGUUCAACUUCAUUUCUUUUCGAGUAGCAUCCCACUUCCGGGAUGCUAGUUUGCUCGGUUUAAUCUUAUUACACGUAUAGUAUACACAUAUAAUCAUAUACAAUCAAUCAUACAUAUACAAUCGUACAGACCGUAAAACUACAUUUCGAACAUUGCAAGCACUACAACGCUUCAUGUGUUACAACCUCAAUAUCGAUUCUCGUAUAGCAAUGCAAUUUUACUAUGGAUGAGUUUAGAUUUUAAUUCAUCACAACUAGCGUUUUCUUCUUGUGCAACACGUAGGAAGUAAAGAUAAUUUUAACACACUAACGCUGGAGCGAACCGCUCGGGUGUAAAAAAGGUUAAAGGCAUAUACAAACUUGGUGAAAUUGCUUUCUUUUUAAUACAUGCAGGAAUGAUGUAGUGGUGCGAAAGGUAGCGAAGCUAGAGCCGUAUUAUGCCAUUCUCUGUGAUGAAGCGCGUAAAAAACAUACCGUUCUCGCCCAAGUCCCCCCCCCUUCGGUAGCAGCCACUAAUCUCUCGAUCCAACUAGAGUGCAAACCAUUGGUUAAGCGUUUUCUUUUUAAUGAUUUGUUAAUAAUGUGUUUUAAACGAAAAAGAAAGGUUAACAAAAAAUGGGCAACGUAAUGGAAAUCUUGUUUUACUACUUUCUCUCUUACAUACGUACGUGUGAAUGUGUUUUUAAUGUGUGCUGUUAGUUCCAUUCGUAUAUUCUGUUUCCGUCAUCAAAUGACAAGAUGUCCGACCCGUUUUAAUUAGGUUACGGGUUUGAUUGUUCAUUAGCACUAGCAGCAAAUCUUUUACACAUACACCCAUGAUGUGUUCCCAGCAAACUGGUAGGACUAGCAGAGUAGAAUUCAGCACUAAUUGAAGCAGCACAUCGAAGACCGUGUCGCGCCAAGAGCUUCCAUUAAACGCCUAGUCAGGCAUGGUCAAUAUGCGUUAGGUUUGUGUUGAGUUAUUUGCUUUGAAUGGACUGUUUUCGUGAUACCUUUUUAUGAAACAAUAUGAAACUAAUUUAUUCCCUCCCCGAUCCAGCUGUUUCCAUUGGCCGUUCCACAGGAAUGCUAUGAAACCCUUCAAAAGAAAACAUGCUCUCCUUUUGCUAACGACAAUGAAUGAGUGAAUGAGUUGUGCGUAGUUUCAACUUUUCCUACAUCUAAUGUUACUAAUGUAAAUCAAUUAUUAAUCACUAAUCGCGUAUUCUUGUUUCCCCCGGAGGGAGGAUACAUCCCUCCGUUUGAGUGUGACACAGUUUUUUCUUCUUGUGUGUUUUGUGUGGUGUGUGCGUGUGCUCGUACUUUUAACGAACAAAAAAAAACUAACUAAAACAACUAGCAACAACUAUGUAUAUUCAACAAUGAACAAAUUCUUUCUUUCUUCUUAACAAUUGCCAAAUAAACCCCCUUCUUACGCGGACACUUUGCUAUUGCUCACAAUGGUCGUUAUCGGUUCGUGAAGCAAUGCGUGAAUGAACUACAACUAAGUUGGUUUGAAGGAUUGUAGUACUAGUAGUAGUAGAAACGAUGCCAAUCAGCAAGACACAAAAUCAACAAACAAAAAAAAAUGCUCUGUCGAAACGAAUUGCUCACAAAACAAAAGAUGAAGAGAAACAAAAUCAAUAGGCGUUUUCCUAUCUUGCAAUGCAUUUACACAAAAGUGAAACAAACAGUCAAGCAACUUAACAGUAGAUAAAUGGUAACGGAUUUCGGUAAAGAUAAGGAAUGAAGGAAGCGUUGUGUUUGGGGCUCAGGAAUGACUUGAUCUAUUUUUGAUAGCUAUCUUUUUCCCGAUCUGAUCACCGAUGAUAACUCAACCUUGUAAGAAAGUAAUUUCGAGUAGAAAAGCAACAACCAAUGCAGAAAACGCGUAGCAACAUAAAGCAAACAAAACGACAGUAUUAAAUGCAGAAUGAAUAGAACAGAUAGAGUAAUAACACUCUCCUUUUCCUCCUGCCCCAAAAUCGCAAUAGUAGCCCUCCCCAAAAAAACUAGUAAGAGUAGUGCAAUGAAGUCCUAACCAUUUAAAACAAACCGAUUGCUGGUGCGUAGGGAAAACUGCUGGCAGAAAGGAAAGGUGGCAAAGAGUAAGUGGAAAAUGAAAGAUGGAAAAUGGCGUGGAGAGCAACAACAAGAAAAGAAAUAUCUUGCCAAAUAGGUAUAGGAAGUUUUUUGGAAACAUCUAUUUUUACAACACAAGCGUAUUUAUUGCAGAUAACGAUAAAAUAAACUCUCUCUAUAUAUACAUAUUAGACAA
Anopheles funestus (African malaria mosquito) is the source of this 7314-nucleotide messenger RNA. It is a transcript of the gene spri, whose product is annotated as protein sprint. NCBI's taxonomy places the organism in Eukaryota, Metazoa, Arthropoda, Insecta, Diptera, Culicidae. The coding region runs from base 304 to 4968 and encodes 1554 amino acids. Gene Ontology annotation, biological process: signal transduction; vesicle-mediated transport. Gene Ontology annotation, cellular component: cytosol; endocytic vesicle. The transcript is spliced from 16 exons. Gene Ontology annotation, molecular function: small GTPase binding; guanyl-nucleotide exchange factor activity. The record is from RefSeq and is a predicted model, not a curated record.